Messenger RNA from Chanos chanos (milkfish), 763 nucleotides. RefSeq names its product twisted gastrulation BMP signaling modulator 1a (gene twsg1a). The record is from RefSeq and is a predicted model, not a curated record. Bases 92 to 763 code for a protein of 223 amino acids. Gene Ontology annotation, biological process: regulation of BMP signaling pathway. The transcript is spliced from 5 exons. Lineage: Eukaryota; Metazoa; Chordata; Actinopteri; Gonorynchiformes; Chanidae.
GUUUAUAUAACCGUCGAUUACGGUAAAACUUCUGAAGUCGGGCCAGGGUGGUAAGUGCAGGUAGGCAACAUUUAGUCCUGGAGCCUUCAGGAUGAGGUUGGGUCAGCUGAUUGUUCCAGCUCUGGUCACACUCCUCUUCCUCCUCUCUGGGCUCUCCCUGACUGUUGCCUGCAAUAAAGCACUGUGUGCUAGUGAUGUUAGCAAAUGCCUUUUACAGGGAUUGUGCCAGUGCCGUCCAUCUGAGGGGAACUGUUCGUGUUGUAAGGAGUGUAUGCUGUGUUUGAGUACACUGUGGGAGGAAUGCUGUGACUGUGUGGGGAUGUGUAACCCUAGAAACUACAGUGACACCCCUGCCACAUCUAAGAGCACUGUAGAGGAACUUCACCAGCCAAUCCCGUCUCUCUUCCGAGCUCUGACAGAGGGAGAUGCACCUAUAAACAUGAUGGUUGUGUCCUUCCCUGUUGCUGAGGAGCUCUCUUAUCAUGAGAACCUGGUCUCAUUCCUGGAGACACUCAAUGACGCACAGCAUCAGAAUGUCUCAUUGCCUGGCAACAGCAUCCAUGCCAACUAUGAAAAUCGAGACAACAUGUGCACAGUGGUCUACUUUGAUGACUGUGUGUCUAUACGCCAGUGUAAACUAUACUGCGAGUCAAUGGGAGCAUCAAAGUACCGCUGGUUCCACAAUGCCUGCUGUGAGUGCAUUGGACCUGAGUGUCUGGACUAUGGCAGCAAGGCAGUCAAAUGCAUGAACUGCCUCUUUUAA